Styela clava is the source of this 1730-nucleotide messenger RNA. The record is from RefSeq and is a predicted model, not a curated record. Lineage: Eukaryota; Metazoa; Chordata; Ascidiacea; Stolidobranchia; Styelidae.
CAAGUAAAUAAGUGGUAAUCCAACUAUGGCUAAUGAUGAAUUGAAUGUUUUUUGUUUGGAAUCUGAUUAUGCAACAACCAAAAUGUGGAACGAUAUUCCAAAGACAAAUUUUGAUGGAUAUCCAACCACUAUACCAGUGAAACGAAAGAUUCCAGAGAUAGCUCAAAUCCAAGAUUCAAAAAAGCUUGAUAAAAAUGACACCCAAGAUAAUUAUAGGAAUUUUCAAAUAUCACAAUAUGCUAAUGCUUUUAUUGAAAAUGUUGGACUGCAAGGAUUGCGCUAUGUUUUCAUGAGAAAUACUACAUGGACAAGAAGACUAAUAUGGCUCUGUCUUCUGCUAGCUGGGUCAGCAUAUUGUGUAUAUGUGACAAUCAGUAAUGUUAACAACUUCUAUGACUAUCCAACAAUAACAACAACAACAACUCAUUAUGUGACCCAAUUGGAUUUCCCAGCAGUGACAAUUUGUGAUUACAAUAUUUUCCAAAGAAGCAGAAUAACACAAGAAGAAUAUGACAUGCUAUUGGACAUGUAUAUGCCAUAUGAAUUUAUGUAUAAUGAAACUGGAAAGGACCCAGAAAGAUACAAUCACGUGGACAUGGCAGAACUGAUGAUAAAUGCUUCAUUUUCUUAUGAUUUAGACUUCUGUUUCUACCACUCCCUAAGCUGUAAUAAAUCACACACAUACCAGCAAUUGAGAGAUGUUGGAAACUGCAUAACCUUUGACCCUAGUCAACAUGGCUUUUAUAGUUACCAACAUUUAGCAGGACGCGAAGGCGGACUAAAUAUGGGAUUGGCAAAAUACGGUCAACAGUGGACUCCGGGUCCUUUCAUGAAUUCGCAAGGUUUCAUCGCAAUGGUACAUGAACCUGGCGAAGAUGUUGUAAUGGUGGAAAAUUUUGGAAUUAAUGUUCCAAUGGGAUAUAUUGUGAACUUAGUAGUUUCAAGGACAGACGUUACACUUUUGCCUCCACCACACGGACAAUGUGGCACAAGAUCUUUGCAAUAUUUUGACAAAUACACUCAAGUAGCUUGUCAACAAGAAUGUGGAUUACAGCAAUACAUCAGUUACUGUGGAUGCAAAUUAGCUUACAUGAGAGGAGAAAACACGACAAAAACAUGUAAUAAUAUACAACUGAGGGCGUGUAGCGCAAAUUUCUUUGCCAAUUUAUCCAGUAAGUGUUGAUUGAACACUAGAGAUGUAACGAUGUUUUGUAGUGUGAUUAUUAUACAGAUAAUAGCGACUGGGUCAUUUAAUCAAGUACCGCGAUUCCUAGUGCUUGUGCGCAAUGAAACGUCUGUGAUGCUUUGAUUAUUGUUGAUUAGUGUUGAGGCUGUUUUUGCAUUUGAAAUUGACAAUUUGAAAUAUCGGAGUAUCAACAUCAGCGCAUCUGUAUUAAACACCAUUGACUCCAGAUGAAUGUAAUAGCCUUAUGAUCAAUUAGAUCUUGAAAUAUUGGCAUUGGAGGUCAAAACCCACAUCAACCACCUUACCUAGGAUGUAAGGUGAUUGGUAGAAUAUGCAGAAUUGAAAAGAUGGGAAACUAAUUUACACAUAAAAAUGAGGCAACACAAAAAACUGUUUCCAUCAUUUACCAAUUCAGCGCAUGUUUUGGCAGGUGUGGGGUUGGAUUUGUGUGAUUGUCCACCAGAAUGCCAGAAAACAAAGUACGAAGUAAAAGCGACACAUGCCAAGUAUACCAACGGUACACGAGAUUUGGUGUUAGGCGCAU